Lottia gigantea (owl limpet) is the source of this 1545-nucleotide messenger RNA. RefSeq lists its product as hypothetical. Gene Ontology annotation, cellular component: membrane. Gene Ontology annotation, molecular function: transmembrane transporter activity. Lineage: Eukaryota; Metazoa; Mollusca; Gastropoda; Lottiidae. The record is from RefSeq and is a predicted model, not a curated record. The coding region runs from base 1 to 1545 and encodes 514 amino acids. Gene Ontology annotation, biological process: transmembrane transport. The transcript has 9 exons.
AUGAAAUUUGACGAUUUAUUGGAGUAUCUGGGGGAAUUUGGUUUGUACCAGAAGCGGUUGUAUUUUAUGGUAUGUUUAUUGUCCAUUCCUGCAGCAUUCCAAGCACUUUUACCAGUUUUCAUCUUAGCUAUUCCAAAUCACAGAUGUGCUAUUCCAUCACUUCCAAAUGACACGUACCAACUACAAGGGGAUUGGCAUCGUGACAUAGUCAAUAAUUCUAUACCACUUAAACCAGAUGGGGAGCAAUCUAAAUGUACGUUUUACCACGAGAACAGCUCAGAAGAAAUACGUUGUAGUAAAUGGGUCUAUGAUCAAACUGAUUAUCCAUCAACUUUUCUUACCGAAAUGAAUUUUGUAUGUGGUAAAGAGAUAUUUAGAUCGCACGCCAAUAUGAUAGUGUUUGGGGGUUACACCAUAGGAUCUUUUGUCAUGGGAUUUCUGGCUGACAUAAUUGGACGUCAUAAAGCUUUAAUGCUAUCUGUUGCUGUCCAAACAGUGACAGGAAUAAUAACAGCUUUUUUGAAUGAAUUUAUCAGUUUUACCAUCGUUAGAUUUAUCAAUGGAUUCGCUGGAUCCGGCGUGUUCGUCAUUUCCUUUGUUAUAGGUGUAGAGUUGGUAGGGCCAACUAAAAGAACCAUUACUGGCAUGGUAGUGAUGAUAUUUUGGGCUAUAGGUUUAUUAUUACUUGGUCUCAUGGCUUACCUAGUACGAGACUGGAGACAUUUAUCAUUAGUCCUUUCAGUUCCUACAGUUGUCUUUUUUCCUUAUUGGUGGCUGAUACCAGAAUCACCAAGAUGGCUGAUAUCAAAAGGAAAAUAUAACGAAGCAGAAGUCAUCCUUCGAAAAGCAGCUAAAGUAAAUAAAGUGAAACUUCCAGAUCGGUUAUUCAGACGACAGUCUCUUGAAUUAGAAGUAGAAACAGCUAAAUUUAAACAUCUAUUAACUAGUCCCGUUUUAGUUCUUGGUACCUUCAUUAUCUUCUUAAACUGGUUCGUAGUGAGCAUGGCGUAUUAUGGCUUGUUACUAAGUGUAACUAACUUUAGUGGUAAUACAUACCUGAACUUUACCAUAGCUAAUAUAGCAGAAUUAAUUGCCUAUAUUAUCUGUUUAUUUUUACUGGAUAGAAUAGGAAGAAAAAUGGUACAUUGUGGUGCUAUGUUAUUGGGUGGUAUUGCCUGUUUGGCCACCAUGUUUCCUGUCAUAUAUGGAGAUGAAUCUCAAACGUGGAUAAAUUUGAUAUUGUCUACAAUUGGUAGGCUUGGUGCCUCUGGUGCUUUUUCUGUUAUAUAUGUAUUUGCUGCUGAAUUAUUUCCAACUCUUUUGAGAAAUUCUUUGAUGGGAACAGCUUCCUUAUUCUCACAGCUUGGUGCUAUGAUUUGUCCUUACAUUGCCGAUUUGGUAAAUGGUGAUUUAAAAACAGCUUUACCAUUGAUUAUAUUUGGUUCAACAACAAUUGGUGCUGGACUGUUAUCAUUAUAUCUUCCUGAAACUUUGAAUCAAAAACUUCCAGAAACUAUUUCAGACGCUCAACAACUUUAUAAGUAA